Sphaeramia orbicularis (orbiculate cardinalfish) is the source of this 6131-nucleotide messenger RNA. Its product is annotated as fidgetin-like. Gene Ontology annotation, molecular function: ATP hydrolysis activity; microtubule severing ATPase activity; ATP binding. Lineage: Eukaryota; Metazoa; Chordata; Actinopteri; Kurtiformes; Apogonidae. The record is from RefSeq and is a predicted model, not a curated record.
GCACGCAACCCGGCUUAACCUCGGCACCCCAUUCAUCAGCAGAACCCUUCCUCUGGAUCGAUGCGACCCUAACCCCACACGUGAAAGGUCGACCUGUCGCUAAAAAAACAGCACGACAUGAUCAGCAGCAGCAGCGUCUAUGGCUUAAAGAUGCAGUGGACCCCCGAGCACAGCCAGUGGGCCGAACAGCAUUUUGACAUCUCCUCCACAACGCGCUCACCAGCCCACAAGGCAGAGGCCUACAGGGCGGUGCCCGGCCACCUGCAGCGCUCUGCCACCUACCAGUAUGCCUGGGCGAAUGACGACAUCUCUGCUCUUACUGCGUCCAAUCUCCUCAAAAAAUAUGCUGAGAAGUAUUCCGGUAUUCUGGAGAUGCCGGGCUCCUAUUCGGAAGCCCCCGGGGUCCCAGGAGUGAUGAACGGGCGUAAAGGUGAAUCAGAGCCCUGGCAGGAUGGCGUCUACCCCAUGAGCUGCAUCCCAGAGGGGGUGUCAGUCAGGAAAGGAGGGGUUGCGGCGGCUUCAGAGGUGGUGUCUGGCAUGUGCAGCUCCCCAGGCUUGGCCUCCAGUACCCUGAGCGAGCCCAGCUACUCCAGCAGCAGCUGUGGGAGCCACACAGCCACAGCCCUCCACUCCUCCUCCAUGCCCUCUCAGGAAUACGGCCCGGCAUACAGCGGCUCCUACCUGCACAGUAGUUACAGCUCCCAGUCCGCCCCCACCCCAGCAAUCCCCUCCCCUCUGCACAGCUCUGGACUUCUGCACCCCCCCCCUCCACCACCCUCCCACCCCACUUUAGUUCCUGCUUACAACGGAGGCUCCCCCAACUUGUCCAGUUAUAAUUACCCCCCAGCAGGCUACCCAGCCCAGAGCUCAGUCGGGCCAGGAUACAGCCCAGGGGGAGCGCCCCCUCCCUCCUCGUAUCUCCCCUCAGGCAUUGCUGCACCAACGCCGCUUCCCCCCUCUUCUGCUUUACCUGGAUACCCAUACCAGAGCCACAACCUGACCCCCAUUGCCCCCACCCCUCUCAACAGUAGCUCCUCCAACUCGCUGAAGAGGAAAGCCUUCUACAUGACAGGCCAAGGAGAGAUAGACUCCUCUUAUGGCAACUUUGGCUACGGGCAGGCUCGAAGCUCAGCUGAGAGCCCCAUGUACAGGGUAGCAGACAGCAGCAGCUCAAAUGGAGGCUCCAACAGUGCCAGCGGUGGUGGAUUUGACAGGAGUGCCGACAAGUCAUCUUUACCUUUUAAUCCUCAGAAACAGUCCACAAUGCCAUCAGAGCAGCAGCAGAGGAAAUACGGCAGCCAGGCAACAGGUGGGCCACUCACUCCUCCAGCGUACGUCUCCUCCACCCUGGGGGGCUCCCGCUCUGCAGACUCCCUCGCCAGCUUCACCUCCCCCUCCCUGAGUGAGCAAGGUGCUGAUGAUCACCGUCUUCACCUCUCCCAUUCAGCACCAGGGCCUACCUCUUCUUCGUCCACAUCCUCAUCCCGGCCUGCAGAAGAGCAGCUAAAAACCAGUGACCCUCACCUCCUAGACAUGGUUACUUCUGAAAUUGUUCAGCAAGGCCCCCCAGUGGACUGGAGUGACAUUGCAGGUCUUGAAAUGGCCAAGGUUACCCUGAAGGAGGAGGUCCUUUGGCCCAUUCUGCGCCCAGACAUGUUCAGCAGUUUAGGACCAGCCCCACGUUGCGUGUUGCUGUUUGGCCCCAGGGGCAGUGGCAGGACGUUGCUGGGUCGCUGCUUGGCCAGCCAGCUGGGGGCACCAUUCCUUCAGCUCAGUGGUUCCACAUUAGCGACAAAGUGGCUGGCAGAGGGAGAAAAAAUUAUCCGCGCCUCUUUCCUCGUGGCACGCUGUCGGCAACCCUCAGUACUGUUCAUUAGUGAGGUGGACAUGCUGUUGUCAGCCCACCUCAGCGAAGAGAGUCCCAUCAAUCGACUGAAGGGGGAGUUACUAGCCCAGUUGGACUCACUUCUAAUGGGCUCAGGCGAGGAUGGAGGUAACCAAGUGUUGGUGGUUUGUUCCACCAGCAGACCCCAGGACAUGGACGAAGGGCUGCGAAGGUACUUUGCUCGGAGAGUCCUUGUUCCCCUACCGGAUAGCGCAGCCCGACAUCAGAUUGUGAACCAGCUCCUGGCCCAAUCUCAGCACAAAUACUGCUUGAGUGAGGAGGAACUGGCCCUGUUGGUCCAGCGUACUGAGGGUUUCUCUGGGCUGGACCUGGCCAGACUAUGUCAGGAGGCUCUUGUAGGUCUGUUGCAUGUCUCUGCGCAGGGCAUGGACAUGUCGGGUAUGAUGCCCAGGGGACAGAUACGGCCCCUAACUUACCAGGACUUUGAGAGUGUCUUUUGUAAAUUCCAAGCCAGUAUAUCGCAGAAAGAGAUUGACACAUAUACUGAGUGGAACAAAAUGUUCGGCUGCAGCCAGUGAAAAGAUAGAUUCCGCCCUUGAGAAAAAGAGGCAUCCACAAUUCCUCCCCUCAGGGCAGAAGCAUUGUGCUGGAGGGAAAGCACACAGAAGGCCAACACAAGCCCACUGAGUUCUCACAGGCAGGGUUUAGAUGCACCAAGAGACCUGGUUUGAUGAGACAACUGGCAGUUUUGCAGUUAAUGAGAAAGAGUUUUAAUUUGAAUGCUUGACACUCCAGAUAGCCAGGCACUGUUUACACAUUGCAAGCAAGUUGGCUUUAGAGGAGACGCCCCAGUGUCUGUGUAUAUAUAUAUAUUGUUAUGUUCUUGUUCUUAAGAUUUAGUUGGCUAUCCAAGUGCCUGAAGUGGUGCUUUCUGAUUUUUUUUCUCUUUGUUUAUUUGCCUCACAAUCUACAUUCAUGGCAUGAGCUGAUGAUUAUUAAGAGCUUUAAAACUUCAGCAGUGAGUCUGAACAACAGAGAUUGACAGUCGCCAUAGGUGGUGGUCAAUCAUUCUUUAUUGUCUAGCUAAAAGAAAGUAAUCCAUCAGGGUGGCAGUAAUCUGGACCCUGACUCACACUCAUCUCUUCUGAUCCUCUGUCUGCAAAGUAAACAAACGUAACAAACAAAACUCAGGAAAGCGUUUGUGAAUUGUACAGUACCUCAAGAUAUCUUGACGAAAAGCACUAAGAUCUGGAAUCUGAGGCAGUUUGGCAGUUUAUGUCUAGCUAAGCAGUGUUACUGUAGGUGUACCUCAAAUGGCCAGGAUAAAUAGCAAAGAGGUGACAAUGAAUGUACUAGAUAUGUUCUGGAAUGAAGGAACAUAAUCAACAGUGAGAGUAAAAACAUUAUCUUCUAUUCAUCUUUUGUUUUCCACCCAGGGCAGGUGUUUUAGAUGUCUAUUUCUACUUGACCAAUCCUGAAGUUUAUUUCCCUAAAAACAAUGUAAAAUGUGUUAUCCGUCUUUGUUGUUUGGGGGUUUUAAGGGACGGACAGGUGUUGGGCCGGUGGUCAGUGAAUUGUAUAUUUAUUAAAACAACCCUUAUCAGCAUUGUUUAGAAAAGGAGAGCUAGGCUGUAUGGGUAGGCUGCAUGGAGGCUCCAUCAGUUUGUCAUUUAAUUUCUGUGCGAGAUAAUGGCUCAUUUUCCAUCAUGUUAAGCAUGGGAAGCCGUACGGUCUGACUAGGAUGAAACUGAUGCUAAAUUUCCUCAAAAUAAAGUAAUAUCAAAGAAAAUAUACUGUACAUCUUUGUGUGGGUCUUAAACUAAAUGUUCAACUUAACAUCAUUGGGUCUUGUUCCACCCAGUUAUGUGAAAAUAUUCGUACGUAAAGUCAACAUUCGACUAGACCAAGGGACUUUCUCCUAGUAUUUAGGCUGGGUUUGAUAGAUACCAGUGCAUAAGAUAUAUGGCUCUUGCAGAGUUGCCUUGCUACUUACAUUGUUUACCUGUAUUUGAUCUGGAUUAGUUGUAGUAUGGAAGAGCGCACAUUGGAUUGAAAUCAGUUAUUCAAUACACAUACUUGUAUGCAUUUGUAGAGCGAUUUUACCCAGUAUCAGGGCUAUUAGUCCUUAGUUUAAUAAAACUCAAAUCAUAUAAUUGAUUUUAAUCAACUAUUUUGCUAUUUAUAAUAAAUAAAUAAUUUUUGCACUGAUUACUUUUAAAACCUGGUUGAAUCCUGGUAUAUCUUAAAUUAUGUUGCACUACUUUAAAUUAAGAAAGACUCAAUAUAAACCUCAGUCAAGCUGUGGUUUUGUUGCACUACAACGUUAAACUGUCUGAUUUUCAGACCUGAAGAACAUGGCAGUGAAAAAAGUCUCCAGUAAUUUAUCAGCUAGCACGCAAAUUUAUUUUUACUUAUUUAUUAAAUUCUAGCUGUUGUGGUUUUCAUUAUCUUUUAGCAUUUAUCUUACUUUUCCACAGUUUAAAUCUAGUUUGCUGAAUUUUGAUUAUAACUAACAUUAGAUCAAAUUAAUAUUUGUUGAUGCAACCUGGUUUUAGAGUCAGUUCUUCCCAGACAACUAGUCCAUUUCAAAUUCAUGUCAGUCAUUUUAUUUUUUCAAGUAUAUUUAUAAGUAUUCCAGACAACAUAAAGCACAUAAUCUAAGUGCAUUUGGAUUCAUACUCCAGUAUACUGAAGAGCUUUGAAACAUGACUGAGGAUUCAGCACUAGUCUUAAACUCCUUCCUCUCUGAAGGUUAUCUGUUUUUGUAUUACAUUGGAAUGUACUCGGUUUCAUACAGUACAUUGUCACUGUGUGAGAAGCUGUCCCUUCUGUUGUGGCAUGGAACUACUUAAGAUAGUUUAUUGUAUGUGCACUGAAGCAUUUUUGUGUGGGGUAUUUUUUGUUGCUGUUUUUGAAAUGUCUCAAUGCCAUUGGCAGUGCUUGCUUUGUUUUGUUUUGUCUGUCUGUAGUUUGUCCUGGAGAGGUUUCAUUUAUUGCAACCACUGAUCAUUUAGCUGUUUUUUUUUUGUUUUUUUUUUGUGUAUCACUUUUACAUCAUGUUGUAGUUGGUUAUUUAAAUUGAUAUCAGCGUGAAAGUAGGAGCUACAUAUGUGCAGGCCAGUCUGUGUUGCUAUCUCUGUUUCUACUGGUGUAGGUGCCAUCAGUGCAGCACCUGAUGUGGGGGAAAAAGUUCUGCUGAGCAUCAGCAAAAUUGACGGAAGGGAAAGACAGCCAGGCAGUGUGGCAGCAGCACAAGGGGAAAGCAGAGUGGUCCGUCAGAAAACCACCCUCAAAACAAUCUGUACCAGAAUUCCUUCUGUCAGCAAAUCCUCUGGAGAGAGACUCCCUUUAGACAGAAAAACCUACUAAUGCACUUCAGAGCACACAACAACAGCACAGGCGUUCUCUCCUCAUUCUCCACAGCCGACGAACAAAUGACUUGAAACAUACCGGUCAAUGCUACGCUUGUUUGUUACGUGUUUUGUGGUCAUUCUUUUUGUGUCUUGAUCUUUUUCUACAUGGUGGUUAAAUCUAGCUUUUUUUUUUAAAUCCUUUCUUUAAAUGUCCAGUGAGAUUUUGGACACCACAGUUCUUUUUUAAAGCAUUUCUACCUCAUGGCUACAAAACACACGUGGUAUUUGAUUUAUGUCUUUCCAAAUGUCAGUUUGUGAAAAAUACAUUGAAUGAAAAAAAAAGAAAAAAAAAAAAAACAAGUGGAGAGAAAAACACCAUCAAGUUUGCGCAGUCUACCUCAGAUGACUGUACUUAAAACAUUAAGCUGAUGGUGCAACCGCAGGAUGCAGCAUAGCCUAGUGUGUGUCUCUGUCACUGUGUGUCAGAUAUGAGCUUGGCAACACACACCUGAUAAAGAAAACCGAACAACGACGUCAAAAACACUCACUUUUGUGUGAGGAAGGAACAGUGGACAGUGGGGUCAACCUAAAGGUGACCUGGAAAUGUAUAAUCCAAUACAUUUGCUUUAAUCUUUUGUGAACUACUGUGGUUGUGCGCGUGUGAAUGUGUAUAUACGUGGGCACACUCUUCUUUUUUUUAUUUAGUGUGUUGAAUUUUAUAAAUUGUUAGUAUAUAUAACACACUUGCACAACUUAAAAACAGAGUGUAACGUGUUUCUGUUGUACAUACCUAUACAUACAAUACAAAUGCACCACUUGUUUAUAUGUGUGAAUAUGUUGCCAUACUUGCAGUCAAUUUAAAUGUAUUUUCAUGUAAUCUGAGGUACAAGCAGCAACAAACGAUUCAUUAAAGACAUUUUCUUGGGAGAUUA